UUUACCUCGUCACUGGAAGCUAUUGUACCCAUCUCUCAUUGGCAGUGUACCUAUAACCUCGCUCAAAACCCUUUCACGAUUUGACGAACGACAGAGUUGACGCACUGUAACCGACCGGACUAUAAUCAUUAGUGAUAUCCUUAGUAUCCUUGCUUUAAGACGAACAAGUAUGUCUGAACACGCUAACGGAAACGCCGCCCAGAAUGACGACAGGAAGCUCUUCGUCGGUGGCCUGAGUAUGGAAACCACGGAGCAGGACGUGCGGAACUAUUUCGUCCAGUAUGGUGAGAUCGAAAGUGUGAACGUCAAGACCGAUUCGCAAACGGGUCGUUCGCGUGGUUUUGCAUUCAUCAUCUUUAACAGUGCCGAUUCGCUGGACAAGGUCGUGGCAGCCGGGGAGCACACCAUCAACGGGAAGAAGGUUGACCCGAAGAAGGCAAAAGCCAAGCAGGGCAAGAUCUUUGUCGGCGGGUUGAGUUCGGAAACGAGCGACGAGGAAGUGAAAACGUUUUUCGGACAAUUCGGUACGAUCGUCGAGGUGGAGAUGCCCUUCGAUAAAAUUAAAAACCAACGGAAGAAUUUCUGCUUCAUCACGUACGAUUCGGAAGCUGUGGUGAGGGAACUUUUGAAGACACCCAAGCAGACUCUGGGUGGUAAGGAAGUGGACGUGAAGCGAGCGGUAUCCAAGCAGGACGGUAUGCAGAUGGGCGGACGUGGUGGAAUGCGCGGUGGACGAGGAGGUGGCUUCGGUGGUUCGAGACAAAGUUGGGGCGGUGGGCAAGACUUCGGUGGAGGGUACAAUCAAGGCGGCUUCGGUGGAGGAUAUGGGAGCGGAUAUGGUGGCAGCAACUACGGCAAUUAUGACUUUUCUGCGUACGGUGGCGGUGGCUUCCACGGUGGAAAGCAGCGUGGUGGCGGAGGUAACCGGCAGUAUCAGCAGAGGCCGUACUGAGACAUUGGUGAAUUAGCAAUUAGGAAAUCUUUAACUAGUUUGUAAGAUACUUGAAAUGAAUAAACUAUAAACAAAAAAGGAUUUCUAUUUUUUC
Molecule: messenger RNA, 1046 nt
Organism: Armigeres subalbatus
Lineage: Eukaryota; Metazoa; Arthropoda; Insecta; Diptera; Culicidae
Product: RNA-binding protein squid-like
Exons: 2
Coding region: 170-952 (260 amino acids)
Biological process (GO): regulation of gene expression
Cellular component (GO): nucleoplasm; chromatin
Molecular function (GO): RNA binding
Source: RefSeq, a predicted model, not a curated record